Molecule: messenger RNA, 432 nt
Organism: Letharia lupina
Lineage: Eukaryota; Fungi; Ascomycota; Lecanoromycetes; Lecanorales; Parmeliaceae
Exons: 3
Coding region: 1-432 (143 amino acids)
Source: RefSeq, a predicted model, not a curated record
AUGCCAGACAAGGAACUUACAGGAUUAUUCAGGGAUCAGUUCUGGCUUGGGAAGACACAACUCUCAAGUGGAUCCGAGUCUCUUCAAAACAGCGCUUGUAUAGCAAGCAUUGUCCGGCUGGUCGUCCUUCUCGAUGUCGAUUCCGAGGAUCUCAUGUACACCAGUACCCUCGCUCAACUCUGGUCCUGCGUCGAAGUCAGCGCUGGCGUCAUCAGCGUCUGCCUCCCAUCCCUAACUACCCUCUUCCUCCUCCUUUUGGGAAAAAGGCCCAGCAACUCCACGCAUCACAUCAUCUCCACUGACAGACACCGCGAUGGAAAGAUAGAGAAUGCAGAAUGCAGUCGUACACUGCAUGCAACGGAUGAGACUCUAUGGCUGCAGAGCCUGGAAUUGAUGUGGGCAAGUCUUCUCAAAUCGGAAGGGAGCGGAUGA